CCAUUCCGCUUCUCCGAUCCGGCACGGCCUCGACUUUCGAAUUCCAAAAGGGGAGAUACCGACUUUCAAUCAAGAAUAGAAUAUUGAAGUGACAGGAUGGUCCAAGGAAAGAUCAAAACAAAAGUACAAGUCCCAGGAAAGGGUAGUCGAAAUAAGCAAAAAUAUGCUCAUCAGAAGAAGAAAGGGCCAAAGAGAGGAGCCAGAUUCAUCGCUCCUAAGAAAGUAAAGCAGAUAGAAGCUGCUAAACUGAAGAAGAAUAUCACGAAAGCAAUCAGCUCUCGGAACGAGCAAGAAAUCAUUACCCAGGCUGCCUCUAAAGAACCUAAGAAGCUUCUGGUAGCUGCAUCUUCAUCAGGAGGAGGUGAUUCAAAGAAGAAAGGACAAAAAUGAUCAAGGCACUUUAUAGAAACUUUUGAAGGAUUGAUGAAUAAAGAUUGUGCAUCAAGGACUCUGGGGGAUACUAGAGAGCAGAGAAUGGCAUAAUAGGUGUGGAAGAUUUCAGCAAAAUCGUCUUCAAACAACUAACUUGUGGUUUCAAAAGCAGAGAUAGGGCAAACAGUGUUUCAUGGAUGGUGAUUGCAGAUACUAGACAUUCAACAAGCUUUAUUAAUAACUCGAGGAGUAGGAAGUUAUGAUGGACUUUGAUGUAAAGGACACAUACAUACUCUGAGAAUCACUCUAGGAGCCAGUUUCACUGAUUUUAUUUUGUGCCUUGCAACUGCUUGAGCCCUUUUUUACUCUCCACAUAGAAGCUUUAAUCAGAAAGAAAGCACUUGUGUCAUGGUUGAGUGAGCUUGAUUGGAAUAACCUUCCCUCACAUACCUUUUUCUCUCCCUUAUGAAUUUAGUUAAAAACAUGAAGAUCCAAACAUUUUUUCUCAUGUCUUUAUAAAUUGGUGAAAUCUACCAUUUCUGAAAAUGCAGACCUCAUUUUGCACAUUGUAUUGUAGACCAUAUUUUCUACAGUUUUCUUGUCUUUUCCAUUUUCAGUUUGGCAGCUGGAAUUGAUAUGUUUCUCACAUUUUCCAAUUCAACUACAUGUAAGAGUAUUUAUGUUUCUAUUUCAAAUGAAAUUAAAUGGUUCUAACUCAUAAAAUUGAAAGUUAAAAGUGCAUAUUUUAAUCUGUUUGUAAUCAAAUUUAAAUGAGAGAGGAAAAAAAAAUUAAAAGUGCAUGUAACAUUGUCAGCAUAGAGUCAUAGAUUAAAAAAUAACCUAAAUACCAGGAUUAAAAUGCAACUAAAAAUCUGUUGAAACCAAGAAGGGGGGGGGGGUGGCCUGAGCAGUAGAAAAGCUGACCACUAUUGGCUUACAUUUUGAAUCCAAAAACUAAAAAUACUCCAAUAAAAAUUAAAGGUUGAGACACUGAAAUCAGUCUCUUCAAAAUGCAACUCAUGUUCAUGCUCCUUUCAGGUAAUAUUUCUCAAAAGAAAUUAUUUGUAACAGUCGUUGCAAGAAAUGUUUGUUAAAAAAAGUAGAAAUUCUGGCUUAGCAAUAUUAUGUUGAUACUUUCAACCUAUGAAUUAAAUGUACAUAACAUAGGUACAUGUAACUUUGCUUCUGUCAAAUACUUUAGGGCCAAAGAAAUAUGUUUAACUUUCGAGAAAUUUGAUUGGCAUAAUUCGCAUAGUAUGGUUUCUUUUUAAAAAUGCUUCGACUCGGGCUAUAUUUGACUUAUAGAAGUUUCAUGUACUAGGAUGCAAAUUUACCUCUACAAAGAACAGCUUGAAAAUGAUAUCACAAAAUAAAUGAAAAAAAAUUGUCA
This is a messenger RNA of Lytechinus variegatus (green sea urchin), 1762 nucleotides long. RefSeq names its product UPF0390 protein UM03986-like. Lineage: Eukaryota; Metazoa; Echinodermata; Echinoidea; Temnopleuroida; Toxopneustidae. Bases 97 to 390 code for a protein of 97 amino acids. The transcript is spliced from 3 exons. The record is from RefSeq and is a predicted model, not a curated record.